UAGGCUAAUUAAUAAAAUGGAGUUCAUCAGGAUUUUCUCUCUCUUUUCUUUCUUCACACUGACACUCUCUCAAUCCUCCAUAUAUGAUGAAAUGUUCUAUCCAGUAGAUGAGUACAGUUUCCCUCAGUUACCUGGUUAUGAUUAUCAUGAAUUAGAACCUUAUAUUGACCAGAGGACACUCACUGUACAUCAUAAGAAACACCAUCAGGGAUACACUGUUAAGAUGAAUCAGGCACUGAAGGAUUGGAGGAAACAAGAACCUCAAAGUGAUUUAGCAAAGUCUUCCAUCAUUGACAUACUACAAAACCUUGAGAUGGUUCCUGAUAAGUGGCGUACAACUCUUCAGAAUAAUGCUGGUGGUUAUGUCAAUCACAUUUAUUACUGGGUCACAAUGUGUCCAAAACCUGGAGAAAUUUCAAAAGCUCUUUUGAAAAAGAUUAAAGCAAGCUUUCCAGCUGGGAUGUCAGAAUUUAAAGAAAGUUUUACCACUGCUAGUCUCUCUUUAUUUGGAUCAGGCUAUGUAUGGCUUGUGACAGAUGAUGAAGGAAGCAUUAGUAUAAUCUCAACAAAGAACCAGGAUUGUCCAAUCUCAUCUAAUCUCUAUCCACUCCUUGUUCUUGAUGUGUGGGAGCAUUCGUAUUACCUGAAGCAUCAAAACUUGAGGGCUGACUACAUCAGUGAUUGGUGGAAUGUGGUUUGUUGGCAAAAUGUUGAAACUUUAAGACAAUUCUGGAUCAAUAGACAAAUAAAAGACGAGCUUUAAUUAUUGUUAUUUUAAUUAUAUGAGGUAUUGUUAUUUUCAUUUACGGUAUAGCUGGUAA
Molecule: messenger RNA, 821 nt
Organism: Amphimedon queenslandica
Lineage: Eukaryota; Metazoa; Porifera; Demospongiae; Haplosclerida; Niphatidae
Product: superoxide dismutase [Mn] 1-like
Exons: 3
Coding region: 17-763 (248 amino acids)
Biological process (GO): superoxide metabolic process
Cellular component (GO): cytoplasm
Molecular function (GO): superoxide dismutase activity; metal ion binding
Source: RefSeq, a predicted model, not a curated record